Molecule: messenger RNA, 1719 nt
Organism: Neomonachus schauinslandi (Hawaiian monk seal)
Lineage: Eukaryota; Metazoa; Chordata; Mammalia; Carnivora; Phocidae
Gene: PHACTR3
Product: phosphatase and actin regulator 3
Exons: 12
Coding region: 1-1719 (572 amino acids)
Biological process (GO): actin cytoskeleton organization
Molecular function (GO): actin binding
Source: RefSeq, a predicted model, not a curated record
AUGGCCGCGUCCGAGGACGGGAGCGGCUGCCUCGUGUCGCGGGGCCGCUCGCAGAGUGACCCCAGCGUUCUCACCGACUCCUCGGCCACCUCCUCCGCCGACGCCGGGGAGAACCCAGAUGAGAUGGACCAAGCGCCCCCAGCGCGCUCCGAAUAUCUGGUCUCAGGGAUCCGAACUCCCCCGGUGAGGAGGAAUAGCAAACUGGCCACCCUGGGCAGGAUCUUCAAACCCUGGAAAUGGAGGAAGAAGAAAAACGAAAAACUGAAGCAGACGACGUCCGCGCUGGAGAAGAAGAUGGUCGGCAGGCAAGGUCGGGAGGAGCUCAUCAAGAAGGGUCUGCUGGAGAUGAUGGAGCGGGAUGCUGAAAGCAAAGCCUGCAGCCCUGACGGAGGGCCCCGGGCCUCACAGAGCGAGCCCUCCACCCCCAAGCAGGAGACGCUGACUUCAGAAGAAGCCCCGCCCGGAAGCCCUCUGGCCACUGGGCCAGACCAGUCUUCCCUGGACGAGCCGCUGUCCUCGGACUCCUAUUCUGACGACGCAGCCAAGAUGCCGUCCACAUCCAGAGGUGAAGAAGCAGAUGCCGCCGGCAACCUCCCGCUGACCACUGACGAACCCUCUCAAGCCUUAGCUGGGUCUGACUCCCUGGACAGUCCUCCCAGACCCCUGGAGAGAUCCGUGGGCCAGCUCCCCAGCCCCCCGCUGUUGCCCACCCCACCGCCCAAGGCAGGCUCCAAAACCACGAAAAACGUCACAGGCCAGCCUGCGCUCUUCCAGGGCCCUGGCGGGAAGAGUGCUGACCCUCCCCUCCGAGGACAGCUUUCCACGCCCACGGGGUCUCCACAUCUCACCACUGUCCACCGGCCACUGCCCCCCAGCCGUGUCAUUGAGGAGCUGCACAGGGCACUGGCCACCAAGCAUCUCCAGGACAGUUUUCAAGGAAGGGACAGUAAAGCGUCCCCCAAGAAGCGGGUGGACGUCCGCCUGUCUAGAACGUCCAGCGUGGAGCGGGGCAAGGAGAGGGAGGAGGCCUGGAGCUUCGAUGGGGUCGCGGAGAGCAGGCGCACCGCCACCAAAGGGUCUGAGGAGAACAAGGAGAACUUGAUCGUGAAUUCGGAACUCAAGGACGACCUGCUGGUGUAUCAGGAUGAAGAGGCGCUGAAUGACUCCAUCAUCUCUGGAACACUGCCAAGGAAAUGCAAGAAGGAGCUCUUGGCAGUGAAGCUGAGGAAUCGGCCCAGCAAGCAGGAAUUGGAAGACAGGAAUAUUUUCCCCAGGAGGACUGAUGAAGAGAGACAGGAAAUCCGGCAGCAGAUUGAGAUGAAACUCUCCAAACGGCUGAGCCAAAGACCGGCCGUGGAGGAACUGGAGAGAAGAAACAUCUUGAAACAAAGGAAUGAUCAGACAGAGCAGGAAGAAAGAAGAGAAAUCAAGCAAAGAUUGACAAGAAAGCUGAAUCAGAGACCCACGGUGGAUGAACUGCGGGACAGGAAGAUUCUGAUCCGAUUCAGCGAUUAUGUGGAAGUGGCCAAAGCUCAGGACUAUGACAGACGGGCAGACAAACCCUGGACGCGACUGUCCGCGGCCGACAAGGCAGCCAUUCGUAAGGAGCUCAACGAAUACAAGAGUAACGAGAUGGAGGUACACGCAUCAAGCAAGCAUCUGACAAGGUCGGCUUUCUGUGUGAAUGGCUUUCGUGGUACUUACCGCAUGUUUCUUUAA